Messenger RNA from Symbiodinium necroappetens, 1932 nucleotides. NCBI's taxonomy places the organism in Eukaryota, Dinophyceae, Suessiales, Symbiodiniaceae. The record is from the annotation of a GenBank genome assembly.
AUGGCCUGCUAUUGUCCGGCGGAUGCAGCCGGGAGUUCGAAGGCAGAAGACCCUUCGACAUCUCUGCCCGUGGCAAGCGAAGAUCCGGAUGCAAAGCUGUUGCACGGCUCCACGUCCUACUUGAGUAUGCUGCAUGACACUGGCAGGAACGAAGCUUAUGCUGCUGCACUCCGCGCACUCCCCGCACCACCCGAGCUCGUGCUCGAUUUAGGUGCUGGCACCGGGCUACUGGCCGGUUUAGCAUGCCAGGCAUUUCCGUCGACACGUGCAGUGGCUUGCGAGGUCUACGCCGCAUGCGCAGAUGUGGCCCGGCAAGUGCUUGAAGAGAACGGCCUGCACCAAAGAGUUCAGGUCGUGAACAAAGUCGCCAGCGACCUGGAGGUCGGCGUGGACCUUCCGCAGCUGGCGGACGUCUGCGUCUUUGAGCUUUUCGACUCACAGCUUCUUGGGGAGAGCAUCUUGCCGAUCCUGCGAGAUGCGCAGGCGAGACUACUGCAGCCGAGUUGCACGUUUGUUCCUCGUCGGGUCACGGUGCGAGCAAUGCUGGUAACAUGUCCGGCCUUGGCUGUCUGCGACCUCCCGGAGCUCCGUGGCGCCCCGUGGCCAUUGGCCCUGGGGCAGCUGGGUCUCAGCUUGACAGGCGACGACAAAGACGCAGCGGUUCGUGGGCUCUCCGAACCAUGGGAUGCCUUCGCCAUCGACUUUGGCAGCUUGCCCUCGAGCUGCCCGCGAUCCGCACCUUCCACGGUCCGCGCAUCCCGUGCGGGCGUGGCGCAUGCUGUCGCCUGGUGGUGGGAGCUGGACAUGGGAGGUGGCUACACACACAGCAGCUGGACCGAUGCCCGCAGCUCGGAGGAGCGUUUCCCGGCUCGCCACCACUGGCGUCCUUGUCUGUCCUUCUUGGCCCCAACCACUUUGGCUUCAGGUGACGACGUAAGGGUUGUUGCUGCUCACGACGACGAAGGAGUCUGGUUUGCCUGGCACUCCCUGGAUGACAGCGUUCCCUCUCGCUGGGUCCCGGGCAUCACAGCAAUCCCACCGGAGCGGGAGAGGCUGCUGAUCGCAGCCCAGGAAUCAUACCGGCACUUCUUGAGCACUGCCUUGGCGCAGGCAGCUUCCAAGGGAUCCGGCAAGGUCUUGUUUCUCCCUUCCGAGGAUUACUGGUGCAUGGCAGCCUUAGGCGAUGCGAUGACAUCCAUGACCGGGGCCUGCAAGGCCGAGGAGGUUUCUGUGCCCAUUAGGUCAAAAGCCCUGGCAAAGCUGCAGUCGAGAGGACAGUGGCCACAUGGUCUUCAGGCGGUGGAGCCCGGAGAGGUGCAGGCCGAGGAAGGUCUUGCAGUGCUGGAGCCCUUUGUCGCCGCAGAGGCCCGCCCCUGGUGCAUGGCAGCAGCUUUGCGCCGGCGUGGCACGCUGAACUUGCCGGUGCCGGCAGGCAUCCACAUCCUCGCUGUGCUGGUGGAGUGCCAGGGCGUCUGGAUGGCGAGGCAGCCUCUUGGCAGCCUCUGUGAGCUCUCGAUGAAGGCAGCAAACCCCUUCCUGGUACCAGUACGGAAUCGUCCGCUGGAGUGCAACCUGUGUGAGAUGGCCUGGCGCCCGCUGAGUAGCCCGCGUCGUGUGCUUGAGCUGGAGCUCUCAUCCAAUGGCACGAAAGAUGCUUCAGCAGUCGAGGCGCUUGAGGUGGCCACGCCGGGCCGCUGCCACGGGAUCGCAUUCUGGGCCGAAUUUGCGGUCGAGGAUGCUGUUCUGAGCACCGGCCCGAGUGCCUCAGGAGCACCCACAGGUUGGAGUCAAGCGCUGCACCUCUUCGAGGAACCCGUCGGCCUCAUGGAGGGCAUGAUGCUGGAAUUGCACCUUGCAGUGGAGGGCGAAGAGGCCAGAAUCCAUGUCCGUCCUGUAUCUCCUGAGAGUGCCAAGCGUCAGAGGUGUGCAUAA